CUUGGGGGCUGGUAGUUGCUGUUGCCGUUGUCCCUCGCACGUUUCGUCGUCUUCGUCGUUCUCGCCGCUUCCUUCGCUGUCCGCGGUGCCCCAGGGUCCUUCAGCCUAUCCUUGCGCUCGCGCACACACACUCGUUUUACCUCACACUCAUUAUAAGCUGCCCUCCUUUGUUCUCGGCAAUCGACGCGCCUGGGCACCUAGCAUCGACCGAGUAUUCCCCACCCGCUAUUGCAAGUUCAAUUGCCUGCUUUGCCGAUACGUUUAGGACUGUAAAAGAUGCGUCGUUCUGGUGCACCGCGUCUCCAUCGCUUGCCGCAGCGCUUGGAUUACACCUUGAUCCCGGCACCCCUUGACCUGUCCGAACCUCUGGUGGAUGAGAAGGCACCGCUACCUGCUAUUAUCGUCACUCCGUCGUCUCCUUCGCAUGAUGGGGACUUUUCAAUUGCUUUCCUCAUGCCGCCUCAAAAACCAACGCUCGCGCAGCGCCUGGCAAACUGCCUUCCCACCCUUCCUCGUCUGCCAUCCCAGAUCAAACUGCCAGUGUCGCCUUCUUCGCCUGAUAUCGAGCCAUCGGCAUACAAGUCUCGUGCGCGCGCAAUGAUUGUGCUGCUGUUACUCUUGUUCGUUAUGGCCUGCCAUCUGGUUAUGCACCAGAUUGCCUCUGGUCGUCCGCAUAUCGACUUUGGUCUGGUGGCAAAUGACGAACACAUCAGCCUCGGCGCAAAUCAGCAUACGGAUCUCUAUAGCAACCCAGAGGAUGCCCAUGCUGCUGAGGAUGCGGCUCCUCCCACUAUUGGAGGUUGGUUCGACCUGAAUGCGUUAUGGGCACCCACCACGAAUACGAAGCGGUCGGAUUUCACUGUCUUGGACUUUGAUGACGGGACGUCAUGACACCUUCUGCAAAUGUCCCGUUGGCAGGUUUCAGGAUUGUCUCGCGCUGCAACCUCAUGAAUCAACACGAUAUAUCACUGUUCGUUGGAUUAUUGAUCGUACAUCUGUUCCCUAGGGAUUGGCAUCCGUGUGUACGGAUGUAUUUGCAUGGCACUUGCUGUAUUUAUUGUCAAAUUCUGCUGACUUUAAUGGUACUUCACCUUCGUGUGACUGAAUUUAGGCUGUUAAACUCCUCGCUGGGCGAGAGUCUACUUUUAUCGGCUGAUCUUCCGAACAUCGUUUCAUUAGUGUCGUAGCCCCUGCCGCCUUACUGUUGCGACUUUAUUUCUGGGAGCUGCUCUUCGUAGUUUACCGCUAGCGAUAGAGUGAAUAAACACAAACAAUUCACAAAGGAA
Laetiporus sulphureus 93-53 is the source of this 1286-nucleotide messenger RNA. RefSeq lists its product as uncharacterized. The transcript has 4 exons. The record is from RefSeq and is a predicted model, not a curated record. The coding region runs from base 277 to 891 and encodes 204 amino acids. Lineage: Eukaryota; Fungi; Basidiomycota; Agaricomycetes; Polyporales; Laetiporaceae.